GGGAGGGUUAAAGUAAUAAAUAUGGCUGCCAAUAAGCAAUCACGCUUUUUCCCACGUUCCUUCCGUCUUUGAUUUAAUUUUUAUGUGCGGGAUUUUGCCACUGCGUAACCUGUAAUAGAAAAAAAAAAUUUCAACGUUUUUAAGGGCAUGCUUUAAAAUUGUGUUCAAUCAAAAUGAGCCAGAAACGAGAAAUUGGGUUCAUACGGAAUGGAUACCAUGCAGACACCCAUUCAGGCGAGGACUCUGAGAAACUACCUUUACAACACCAGCAACCGGUCCGUCUGCAACCCUCUUGGGAGGAAAGUAAUUUGCCGGAAGACGAGCUUAACUUUCGCAAUUUAACGAUGGAGGAAGCGAGUUUACAGCUACACGCGCCCGUCGACAAGUAUAGAUUGGUUUACUUGACUUUUAUUCUGCACGGUAUCGGGGUGUUGAUGCCUUGGAAUAUGUUUAUUACUGCCGAAAAUUAUUUUGUAAAGCACAAAUUUGGAAAGGAGUAUACGGGGGAGAACUUAGUCUACGGGACGAGUUACCUGCAGUUUGUGGGAUUUGCAGCUCAAGUUCCUAAUUUGAUAUUCAAUUGGUUGAAUGUUUUUGUACAAAUGGGAGGUAACCUUACGACGAGAAUCAUCUGGAGUAUUUCAGUAGAAGUAGUGAUAAUUAUUCUAACGAUUGCCUUGGCAAUGACCGAUACGCACGAGUGGCCCGGCACCUUCUUUUGGGUAACGAUGGUAUCGGUCGUUGUAUUAAAUAUGGCCAAUGGCGUAUACCAAAACACCAUAUUCGGCAUGGCUGCCAAGUUGCCUUUGAAGUAUACCGGAGCCGUAGUACUCGGAUCGAAUAUUAGCGGUACUUUUACGUCCGUGGUCCGUAUAUUUUCGGACACUUUCACUUCGAGUGUCCGAAUGGCGGCGGUAUAUUACUUUAUCAGCGCGCUAUUUGUUUUACUGUUAUGCUUCGAUACAUACUUCGCACUGCCAUUAAAUAGAUAUUAUCGACAUCACGAGUUGAAGGAGCAACAAGAGGCCCGCACCAGAAAAAUGGAAUCAAUGGGCGCGGUGGAGAAGAUUCCUUAUUUUUACAUUUUUAAAAAGUGUCUGCCGCAACUGAUCAACAUAUUUUUGGUAUUUUUCGUCACUCUCUCCAUUUUUCCAGCCGUACAAGCAAGCGUGCAACCUAAUGAUCCCGAUUUCUUUCUCGGUACCAAAUACUUUACGUCGGUUACGUGCUUUUUAACGUUUAACAUGUGCGCGAUGAUUGGAAGUUACCUAACAACGUUCUGCACUCGGCCUUCGGCCAAGUACCUAUGGAUUCCAGUGGCGCUACGUUUACUUUACAUACCGUUUUUCCUUUUGUCAAACUAUCAACUGGGAGAAAAUAGGGUGAGAGCUUUACCCGUACUAAUAACCAAUGAUUGGGUCUACUGGUUUACUGCUGUUACUAUGGGUCUAACUAGUGGAUACCUCAGCGCAUUGGGCAUGAUGUACACGCCUAGAUCUGUAGAGCCCAGAUACGCGGCGACAGCUGGAAUGUUCGCGGCGGCGGCACUAAUAACCGGAAUAUUUUCCGGCGUGAUGGUAUCCUUUAUCUGGCCGUGGUUCAUCGAGCACGUCGGAAUUUAACAAAAAUGUCUAGUGUAUGACACUGAAACUUCCUUCCAGGUACGGUUUUAAUUAAAAAUCUGUCGAUCGCCAACGCGAAUUAUAUAUAAAUAUCGGAGAGGUUUCGAGUCGUACAUUAGCACAAUCAUGUAUAGACUGAGUUCGUUUAUUCGAAAUAAUGUUGACUAUUGAAAAUGACGAUAUAAACAUUUGUAUAUAAAAUAUGUAUGUUCAUUUCACAUUCUCCUCUACUUUUUAACACCCGAAUUUCUCUAUAACCACGCCUCUGCAAGCUAUCGGGACGUUAUACUUCGACCAAGCUCUAGUGUAAAUAAAAAUUUCUCUAAGUUUAAUACCAAAGUAUAUUUACAGGUUAAGCGUUAACGAAUUAAGACUGAUUAGAGUUUGAUUUUUAUUUGCUAGUUCAUCUUAUUUCGAAGCCCCCCCCCCCUCCUUCCCUCUCUUUCCAGAGUGUAGUGUGCGUUUACCACAACCAAACCAUGGCAUGUUUUAACCAAAUGUAUUCUUCGCCAGUUUUGUUUACGUGUGAAUAUGUUAUUGAUGUUUGUUGAUACGUAUUAUCGAUUUUAUGACGUAGUUUCAAUUUUAAUUCUCGAUAAUUUGUUACAAAAAUGAUAUUUAUAUGAAAAAUGAAAAGCGCUUGUUGGAUUGUGUGUCGUUGUCGAAGAAAUUAAAUUUAAAACUAAUUUUUA
Molecule: messenger RNA, 2314 nt
Organism: Photinus pyralis (common eastern firefly)
Lineage: Eukaryota; Metazoa; Arthropoda; Insecta; Coleoptera; Lampyridae
Gene: Ent2
Product: equilibrative nucleoside transporter 1
Exons: 10
Coding region: 174-1622 (482 amino acids)
Biological process (GO): nucleoside transmembrane transport
Cellular component (GO): plasma membrane
Molecular function (GO): nucleoside transmembrane transporter activity
Source: RefSeq, a predicted model, not a curated record